Molecule: messenger RNA, 2589 nt
Organism: Indicator indicator
Lineage: Eukaryota; Metazoa; Chordata; Aves; Piciformes; Indicatoridae
Gene: CNNM2
Product: cyclin and CBS domain divalent metal cation transport mediator 2
Exons: 8
Coding region: 1-2589 (862 amino acids)
Biological process (GO): transport; magnesium ion homeostasis
Cellular component (GO): plasma membrane
Molecular function (GO): magnesium ion transmembrane transporter activity
Source: RefSeq, a predicted model, not a curated record
AUGGCCGCGCUGCCCGGUGGGAACAUGGCGGGGGGCGGCCGGGGGGCGCGGGUGGUGGUGCUGGUGCUGCUGCUGCUCGGCGGCUGCCUGGGCCGGCGACCCCCGGCUGCAGCCGCUGCCGCGCCGCCUGCCGCCGUUGUCGUCCCCCCCUCGGCGGCGGCGGCAGAGGAGACGGUGAUCAUCGGCCUGCGGCUGGAGGACACGGACGACGUCUCCUUCAUGGAAGGGGGCGCGCUGCGGGUGAGCGAGCGGACGCGGGUGAAGCUGCGGGUCUACGGGCAGAACAUCAACAACGAGACCUGGUCGCGCAUCGCCUUCACGGAGCACGAGCGGCGGCGGGGCGGGCGGGCGGCGGCGGGGGCGGCGGGGCGCGGCGGCGGGGGCGGCGGCGGGGUGACGGGCGGCGGCGGCGCCCCGCAGCGCUGCGGCAUCCGCACCUCGGACAUCAUCAUCUUGCCGCACAUCGUGCUCAACCGCCGCACCUCGGGCAUCAUCGAGAUCGAGAUCAAGCCCCUGCGCAAGACGGAGAAGAGCAAGUCCUACUACCUGUGCACCUCCGUCUCGGCCCCCGCCGCCGCUGCCCUGGGGCCCGGGGCCGCCGGGGGGCUAUCGGGCGCCGAGGGGCCAGCCGGGCCCCCGCCCUGGGGCGAGACCACGUGGAUCUACCAUGAUGGUGAAGACACCAAGAUGAUCGUGGGUGAGGAGAAGAAGUUCCUGCUGCCCUUCUGGCUUCAAGUCAUCUUCAUCUCGCUCCUCCUCUGCCUCUCGGGCAUGUUCAGUGGCCUCAACCUGGGCCUCAUGGCCCUGGACCCCAUGGAACUGCGCAUUGUGCAGAAUUGUGGAACGGACAAAGAGAAGAACUAUGCCAAGCGCAUCGAGCCCGUGCGCCGCCAGGGCAACUACCUGCUCUGCUCCCUCCUGCUAGGCAAUGUCCUGGUCAACACCACGCUUACCAUUCUUUUGGACGACAUUGCCGGCUCUGGGCUGGUGGCCGUGGUGGUCUCCACCAUCGGUAUCGUCAUCUUCGGCGAGAUCGUGCCGCAGGCCAUUUGCUCUCGGCACGGUCUGGCCGUGGGCGCCAACACCAUCUUCCUCACCAAGUUUUUCAUGAUGAUGACCUUCCCGGCCUCCUAUCCCGUCAGCAAGCUGCUGGACUGUGUCCUGGGCCAGGAGAUCGGCACGGUCUAUAACCGUGAGAAGUUGCUGGAGAUGCUGCGUGUCACCGACCCUUAUAAUGAUCUAGUCAAGGAGGAGCUCAAUAUUAUCCAAGGAGCCCUGGAACUGCGCACAAAGACUGUGGAGGAUGUGAUGACUCCCCUCCGAGACUGCUUCAUGAUCACUGCUGAGGCUAUGCUCGACUUCAACACUAUGUCUGAGAUCAUGGAGAGCGGUUAUACCCGCAUCCCCGUUUUUGAGGGUGACCGCUCCAACAUUGUGGACCUGCUCUUUGUUAAGGACCUGGCUUUUGUGGACCCUGAUGACUGCACCCCACUUAAGACCAUCACUCGCUUCUACAACCAUCCGCUGCACUUCGUUUUCAACGACACCAAGCUCGAUGCCAUGUUGGAGGAAUUCAAGAAAGGCAAAUCUCACCUGGCUAUAGUACAAAGAGUAAACAAUGAAGGUGAAGGGGAUCCUUUUUAUGAAGUCCUGGGAAUUGUGACUUUAGAAGAUGUGAUUGAAGAAAUCAUCAAGUCUGAAAUUCUGGAUGAAACAGAUCUAUACACUGAUAACAAGACGAAAAAGAAAGUAGCUCAUCGGGACAGGAAGCAGGACUUCUCUGCCUUCAAGCAGACAGACAGCGAGAUGAAGGUUAAAAUAUCACCGCAGCUCCUCCUGGCAAUGCACCGGUUCCUGGCAACAGAAGUAGAAGCAUUUGGUCCAUCCCAGAUGUCAGAGAAGAUCCUUCUCAGGCUGCUAAAACAUCCCAAUGUCAUCCAGGAGCUGAAGUAUGACGAGAAGAACAAGAAAGCCCCAGAACACUACCUCUACCAGCGAAACAAGCCUGUCGACUACUUUGUUCUCAUUUUACAGGGGAAGGUGGAAGUGGAGGCUGGGAAAGAGGGGAUGAAGUUUGAAGCUGGUGCUUUUUCGUACUAUGGGGUGAUGGCCCUCACAGCAUCACCAGUUCCCUUGUCCCUGUCUCGUACCUUUGUUGUCAGCAGAACAGAGUUGUUAGCAGCAGGUUCUCCAGCUGAAAACAAGUCUCCACCUCGUCCCUGCGGCUUGAAUCACUCAGACUCUUUAAACCGAAGUGAUCGCAUCGAUGCUGUGACACCGACGUUAGGGAGCAGCAACAACCAGCUGAAUGCAUCGUUCCUGCAGGUGUACGUUCCAGACUACUCAGUGAAAGCACUCACAGACAUUCAGUUUGUCAAGAUCUCAAGACAGCAGUACCAAAAUGCCCUGAUGGCAUCCCGGAUGGACAAAACACCUCAGUCCUCGGACAGUGAAAACACUAAAAUCGAACUGACUCUUACGGAGCUGCAUGACGGUUUGCCUGACGAGACAGCGAACUUGCUGAACGAACAGAACUGUGUGACUCACAACAAGCCCAACCACAGUAUGCACAGUGAAGGAGCCAUCUAG